AGAUCAUCUAGCAUUGUUGGACUACAGAAACUUGGCUUGGGACAGUCUCGCUGACUUGAAAGGGUGUGCAAUGAGCCCUAAAUAGAGCAGCCAGAACCAGUAAUGGGGGAUGCACCGUGUCCAGACAUGCAUUUAGAAUAAGUGUCUAGCAUUUAGAAGCUGCCCUUAUGGAGAAAGAAGAUUUUACAGAAAAAUAACAAAAAAUAUUAACAAAUACAGCUAAGCAUUUCAAUUAUAAUCCAAGAAAUGUUGCAAUAUAAAGGACCAUAUUUCUUUGUUAUAAUUGUAGAACUGGUCAUCAUCAUAAUCCUUAUUGGUCACAUAAGCACAGGUCCUGGGACUACACCAAACAUAAACCAUAUUGUGAUUGGACGAUGUUAUGAGUACAUUUCUCUGGUAAACCCUAGUAAUAGAUAUAAAUGUGAAGAGAUAUGGCAUGAAUUUGAGAAAGCAGUGAUCCAGAGAACACCAUGCAGUGUGAGAGUAAAAGAUUAUGAGCAAAUGUUUUAUGCUGCUCCUCAGACUCCUCCCUGUGAUAAACUGCUGUUCUGGAGCAAGACACGAGAGCUGAUGCAGAGCUACCCAGCUGUCACAGGAAGCUUUUGGACCUUGGAAGACACACUGGUGGGAUUUAUGUUCAAGGACCUCAUCUGGUGUGGUCAGAAGGAAAGAGAAUGUGGCUUUGAUUUUCAUUCUUGUCCAGAAUGGUCCAAGUGUGUGAGCCAUCCUGUUUACUCACUCUGGAAAAGAGCAUCUCAAAAUUUUGCUGCAGCAGCCUGUGGAAAUAUUACAGUGCUCUUAAAUGGAUCCAUUGAAAAUGCAUUCGACAGGAACAGCAUGUUUGGGAGUGAAGAGCUGGACAAUUUGAACCCCAGGAUGGUGUCCCAUGUCCACAUUAUUGUUGUUUCAAACUUAGAAGGCCCUUUUGUAGAGUCCUGUUCCAAUGGAUCCAUUCUCAGACUUGUAGGUGUACUGCAAACCCGAGGGUUCCACUGGUCCUGCACAGACAUUGAUGUCUAUUUAUUCUGACAACAAUUAUAACCAUGAUUUUUCUGUGAUUAACCAACAUAUUGUAUACUUAUAUCUGAAACUUGUACUGCACCAAGCCACAUGGAGCAUCUUUAACAGAACCUCACAUACCUGUACAAUACUAUAGAUGCUUUCUUAGCAAACUUGUUCCAAAAGCAACUUGUACCUACGUAAAAAGAUCUCAUUAUCUCUUAUCUGUAUAGCCACUUUCAACAUUAGCAAUUGUAUUCCACUGAACAUACAUUUAUCAUUCCCACAUUUGAGAAUUAUUAUAAAAAUAAAAAUUGAUCUUGCAUUGUAGUCUUAAUUAUACAAGGCUCUGUAUAAUGUUAUUUCACUAUGAACCACUUAUUAAUUAAAUUCUAACUCAAUAAGACUGUAAUGUAGAUUUAUAUGUUUGAUA
Molecule: messenger RNA, 1432 nt
Organism: Tachysurus fulvidraco (yellow catfish)
Lineage: Eukaryota; Metazoa; Chordata; Actinopteri; Siluriformes; Bagridae
Product: ADP-ribosyl cyclase/cyclic ADP-ribose hydrolase 1
Exons: 7
Coding region: 247-1029 (260 amino acids)
Biological process (GO): positive regulation of B cell proliferation
Cellular component (GO): plasma membrane
Molecular function (GO): phosphorus-oxygen lyase activity; NAD+ nucleosidase activity
Source: RefSeq, a predicted model, not a curated record